AUGGACAAGAUUACUGGAUUUUCUGAUGAUGAAUUGCUAGUGAAGAUUUUAUCGUUUCUUCCAACAAAAGCUGCUGUAACAACAAGUAUUUUGUCGAAGCAGUGGAAGUUUCUUUGGAUGCGGCUACCAAAACUUGAGUACCACGAUGACAUUAAAAUUUAUAUUCUCUAUAUGCGGGGUGGGAGUAGAAGUAGAACCGAUUCUAUUCUGUUAGAAAAAAGCCAGAGGAUGUGGCGUUUUAUUGAUAAGAAUCUGCCAUUACAUAGCUCUCCCGUAAUAGAGAGUUUGCGACUUACGAUAUACAACGAACUAUUUCAACCUGAAAGUAUUAAUUUGUGGGUUGAAAUUGCAGUUUCUCGUUGUGUUAAGGAGCUAAGCGUUAGAUUUUCUCCUUUCAAGGGAAAACGUGAUGCAUUACUGCCGACUACCUUGUAUACUUGCAAAUCACUCGUGACAUUGAAACUAAGAGAAAACAUUCUCGUGGAUGUUCCUCAUGUUUUUUGCCUCCCAUCCUUGAAAACUUUGCACCUUUCACAUGUGACAUACGCAGAUGAAGAAUCUCUUCAACGGCUUUUGUCUAAUUGCUUUGUUUUGGAAGAUCUGGUUGUGGAACGACGUGUAGGUGACAAUGUCAGAAAUUUCGCUGUUAUCAUCCCGUCAUUGCUUAGUUUAUCCUUUGAGAUUUUGGGUCAAUGUUCUUCGGAAGAGUAUGUGAUACAUACUCCUUCUUUGAAGUAUUUCAAAGCUAGAGAUUUUGGUGAGUGUUCCACAUGUUUGAUAUUGAACAUGCCUAAGCUGGAGGAGGUAUUUGUUUCCACUGCUGGUCACAAUAUCAAGAAGCUUCUUGAAUCUGUCACAUAUGUCAAGCGUCUUUCAUUGUUCAUACCAGACAACAAUGCAGAGGCUUUCACUGCUCUAUAUGGUGAUGUGAUUGUCUUCAAUCAGCUUGAACAUCUGACGUUUAUCAUCUGGGAAGCAUAUUGUUCCAAGUUACUUUACUGGUUGCUCAUAGCUUCUCCCAAACUUCGAAACUUGGAGUUCAAUGAUCAAUUCUCAAGUGAUGGUAUGGAUACACUGGUUUUCUGGGAGCAAAUGAUUACUAGUGUUCCUCAAUGUUUGUUGUCGAGUCUCCAAACUUUCAAGUGGUUAGGUAACGGUGAUUCCAUAGAAGGGAAAGAUCUGGCGACAUUUAUUUUGAGAAACUCUUGCCAGUUAAAGACUGCAACAAUUUCGAUCGGACAAGGACAAAACAAGCUUGAGAUAGAGAAGGAGCUUUUGUUGCAUCAGAAUAUGGACAAGAUCAGUGGGAUUUCCGAUGAUGUAUUGCUAGUAAAGAUUCUAUCGUUUCGUCCAACGAAAGUUGCUGUAAGCACAAGUGUUUUGUCUAAGCAAUGGAAGUAUCUUCGGAAGCGGGUGCUAAAACUUGAGUACGAUGAUACUGAGUGUAAAACUAAACCGUCUAAAUCAUCACAUAAGAGGUUCCGGUGUUUCGUUAAAAGAUUUUGCAAAUAG
This is a messenger RNA of Arabidopsis thaliana (thale cress), 1512 nucleotides long. Its product is annotated as Protein with RNI-like/FBD-like domain. NCBI's taxonomy places the organism in Eukaryota, Viridiplantae, Streptophyta, Magnoliopsida, Brassicales, Brassicaceae. The record is from RefSeq and is marked reviewed. Bases 1 to 1512 code for a protein of 503 amino acids. The transcript is spliced from 4 exons.